Molecule: messenger RNA, 6486 nt
Organism: Babesia bovis T2Bo
Lineage: Eukaryota; Apicomplexa; Aconoidasida; Piroplasmida; Babesiidae
Product: dopey N-terminal domain containing protein
Exons: 1
Coding region: 61-6477 (2138 amino acids)
Biological process (GO): Golgi to endosome transport
Cellular component (GO): trans-Golgi network; endosome
Source: RefSeq, a predicted model, not a curated record
ACGGAUCCAAAUUGAUAUAACGUAUUGAAAGGGUGUAAUCACAUUUGAAGUCCCGUUCCAAUGUCAACUGAUCCGCCCUCGGUUCCUCAGGUUCUAGAUAUCACACAAUGGAGCGACAGAAAGAAAUUCGACGCAGAAGUACAACACAUAUUGCUACAGUUCGAGAAGCCAAAAGAAUGGGCAGACUUGAUGAAUUGCUUGAUAAAGCUCCAUAAAAGCAUAUUACAGUCUCCAAUAUGUGAAAUUCCACAAAAGGAAAUAAUAUGCAAAAGACUGGCUCAAUGCCUCAAUCCCCAACUUCCCAGUGGUAUCCAUGUCAGAGCUCUCGAGGUUUACAGUUCUAUAUUGCAAAAGGUCGGCCCUGAAGGGCUCGCUCAAAACCUUGCACUAUUUAGUAGCGGUUUGUUCCCCUUUUUUACGUAUAGUUCAUCAUCGGUAAGGCCAAUUUUCCUUAAUAUCAUUGAACAAUUCUACAUACCUCUAGGCAAAAAACUUCUCCCAUGCUUGAUAGGGUUAUUAAUAUGCAUUCUGCCGGGAUUGGAUGAUAAUAAAUCAGAGAGCUACGAACAUGUAUAUAAAGUGCUCGAACAGAUCAGCGACUGCGUUUCCGAAAAAAGUUAUAUGCGAGCAUUGUGGGUAAUUUUGCUCAACGCAAGUAAAAUUCGUAUGUCGACGCUUACAGUGAUUGCCAAUAAACUGGCACCAGGACUCCCAAUGCUACCACCUGAAAGAGUGGAAAUAUUAGUACCGCAUAGGCAUGUACUUGUGAUGAAAAGUCUAGAAGCAACCACAGAAGAUGAAUCACUAUUGGUCUUAAGGGAGAUGAUCAAUAUGCUAAUCAAGCAUUUCCCGAUGGACUCCGAUAUACUAAGUGAUGAGGACAAGUCAGUGUUAUGCAGACAGUGCCUUAAGUUGCUCACAAAGAGAAAUUGGUCCCUUAACAGAAGAUUGUAUCAUUGGAUAUUUAAUGCCACCAAUGACUUUAACACUUCCCCGGAAUCGUUGGAUUUGACAUAUUUCACCAAGUAUACCAAGGAUAAUUUGAUUUCGGCCAUCAAAGACUUGCUGAUGGCCAAGGGUAAGGACCUCGAAGAAGUCUUGAUCCCAAUCAAGAUCAUCGUAACUUUCAUCACUGAUGCAGACCUCAAGGGAGUGACGGAUAAGCUCAUGCCCAAACUAUGUAUACCCAUUUUGAAGUAUAUAUGCAAGGAACACGAAGAAGAGGAAUGGAGAGCAAACAUAGUCGAAAGCACAAGGCUCAUAUUCGACACCAGUCUAACACCAACCAACGUUAUAUUCGAGUCGAUAGUGGAUGAAUAUAAUGCCUGUGCCAGUUCACCGCUUGCAAGCUGUUCCAGUGUUUGGCACGACCUACUAGAACUAAGCAGCGUUUACCUGGAUGAAAUAUGUACUAAACUCUGCCUAGAGGAUGUGCUCUGCGGUCUUUUCAUGUUGGUUAAUAACGCAUUGGACCAUUUGCAUAAACUUAAAAUCGAAAAUGAUCUGGCAGUCAUCGACCAUAUAAUCAUGUAUAUAUCCACUAUAUUCUCAAGAUUGGAAGCUAUCAUAAGGGGUGAAGGAAAUCUUAUGAACUUCGCAGAUACCAUAAAACUUGACGAAGAUGCGGGUAAAAAGAUAAACAUGGUUGUGGAUUACCAAAGCAAGUGUAAUACUUAUAUAUGUCGUUAUUUAGGCAACCUUUACACAGAUUCCCUUACCCAUUUUGAGCAGCAGGCACAUGAACUGUCGGUUUACGAAUAUAAAAUCAUAGAUGCGUUGAAUAAACUGGCUGUGAGAUUUGUUGCCCUAGAUGGAUAUAUGUCAGUGGUUCCUGUAACGAAAGGUUUCAACAAACAUCAGGUAUACACAGAUGCGAUCGAUGGAGCUAAGGAUAUAGUGAAUAGUAAUGUACUUCCAGUCCCGUCAUUGGAUGAAACAACUGAAUGCGAAUCUUACCGGCUUAGGAUGCUGUUUAUAAGUGACCCAGAUUCACGUACCGUAAGUAUUAACGAUGAUGCUUCUGGGACAAAGAAUGACCCUGAAGUCGAAUCGGGAUUCAAAUUGAGUAAAUGGAUGGAAGCCUUACUCAAGUGCACCACGUCCAGCAAUGCGCAGCUGUUCUGCCGAGGGAUAAGGACAUUCAUAGAGCUCCUGAGCUUGUCAAAUAAACGCGACAUGUAUCAUUAUGUAGAAACGAAUGGGGAGCAUGUUCAAUGUAUAAUAGAAAAAUUGUGGAAUUCAUUGGAUGAAACCUAUGCAGCCAGCCAUUCCGAAAUUGUGUUGCUUCUUAUACAAUUCAAUCGCACAAUGCCGCUUUCAAGAGUUGAAGCAGAAAAGAUUAUAAUAAAAGAUCUUACAUCCCUGUCAACCGAUGUCAAAGUUACCGCCAUGCUCAGAUUUGGUGUACUCUGGAGAUAUGGGUAUAUUCACGCCCCCGAAGAAGAGUUGUUCCCCGAGGCUCUAGGAUGUAUCCUGGACAACGUGGAAGAAGCCGAUCCUAAAUUGAGGUAUUAUUCCUGUGCGUUCUUAUCCGAAUCUGUUGCCAUUCUGCCGAAUCUAAUAAAUCCAAUCCUAAGAGCAUUGGUCGCAUUUGAUAAGUUUGACCCUGCUUCAUACAGUUCAUACAUUGUUGACAUUCUGAGGAGAUUUCGCCAUCUGUCGUACAUCGUUAGCCGUGAAGGUCCUAUGCUGCUUGAUUUGAUGCAAAGGUGCCAAGCUCCUCCCCAACUUAUCGAGCUUGUUCAGGGCACAGAUAUUUACGAAACAAUGCUAAGCUCGAUUGCGUCAUCCAAGAAUAUUGAAAGCAGUGAUGAAAAUCUGAAUAAGGUAUCGGUAACAAGCCAGAUGAGAAUGAAAAGUGCCGCCUCGAUGGAUACAAAGCCUAGUGAGCCUUUUGUAGCAUUCCCAGUACUGAAGGAUCCAAAGGGUAUAUCUUAUGAAGAUAUGUGCAUAUAUGAUUAUGUGGAUUUGAUAGUUGUGCUUACACUUAAAUAUAUAUGUCUGGAUGUAGAUGUAUCCUCGCUUCUCAACUUUACGACUUUUGAAGGGUUGCUAGAUUACGCAAACGGAUCAAUGGAGCAACCGAUUAAUUCGAAUCAUGCCUUUCACGAGAAUACAAUGCUAUUUAGAUGUACAGCCAUUGAUUUCAUGAAGCUCUUUCUGUCCACCAUACAACCAACAAGCAGGGCUAAGGAAGUUGCGUGCCUAGUUUCUAGACCUUUACUUUUUGUCCUGUACCAUUUCCACCUAAAGGAUGAAGCUAUUAUCCAAACACAAUUGUUGUACUUGCUCAAGGUUGUAAUGGAUCGUUGCCACGUCGACUCCCAAUCGGUUAGUGAAAUGACUUUAGCAUUGAUAGAUGCUGCCAAAACACUCUCCAAACAGCCUGUUCAACACAAGGUCAUACGUAAUAGGAUCAAUGACGUUGCAACACCCAUAUCAAAGGCACAGGAACUAGAUAUUGACAAUAUGGAUUGUACAGAUAUUGAACGAGAGGAUGUUGCAGCAAGAUUCAUUAUGGGUACGCCAGAAACUAAAAACUGGCAGAAAUACAAAGAACUGCCGGGAGCGUUCAUGCUAUCGCCAGCUGAAGCUACUUCAAUAAGGGACUAUUCUGCUCGUGAUAUUCUGGAUGUUGAACGAAGAGACACGCUGGAUGUAAAAUCAUGUUUACUCUCUAGGAUUUACAUUUUAAAUGUAAUUGCAAUAAAGCGGUGCCAUGUAGGCAAGCUUAAAAAACUAUCAGAGGAGCCAUUCUUUAGUGAAAUAUUGGAAUCGUGUAUACGCAACACAGGGAAGUCAAGUAAACCUCACUUGUUGCAGUCGUACCUGGAUUUCUCGUUAUAUACACUAAAAUACAUUACCGGUGCUGAAUCGAUCAGGUAUUCAGCGGCAUUCAUUUCGCACUUUUGCAAUCAUCUUAACCAAGGUAAAGAAACUACAAAUAUAUCUGCUAUAUCGCAAUAUCUCAAAGCUAUGAUCGUGCUUUUGCGGCAUAUUACAAGUGAAGUGGCUAAUUGCCGAAUAGAUUUGAAAUGCAGUGAUAGAUUCAACUACGAAGGUGAUUUGCCACCAUGUAGCCUAUCGUCAAUUCUUAGUCUAGCGGCUAAUGGUCUUGCAAACCAUGAAACGAAUGACUCCGCAAGGCAGUUGUUCGGUUUUGGUAAUAAGCACAAGUGCACUAGUGCAACAAUAAAGGAUCCAAUAAAACUUGAAAUAUCACAGGUAGUUAAACUGUGCAUCCAAUGUCUACUUUGGGUAAAAACUGAAAACAAUCUGGAUAUAGUUAACAGGACACGUGGGCUGAGUCAUGCAGAUACCGUAAUUACUGAACCUUCCCAGAUGUCUUCCAUCUAUUUUACUGGUGAGACCAAUCCGUCAGAAUCCAUCAGGUUGGAUAUCGUAAUGGCUAUCCAAAAUAUAUACCAUGAAAUUUUAUACGGAUUCAGGUUUCUUUUCGAGCUACUCCCAUAUCACUUUACUGAAGGAUGCUUAAUCCUGUGGGAUGAAGCGGAAAAUACAAGUGCCACCCGAGAAUUGAAAUUGGAAAUGAUACGGUGCUUGAGCGCUGUGCCACAAUUCUCAAGGCACAAGAUGAUAACAUACAUUGUAGACAUGUUGGAACCGUUUGCUAAAUCUUCAAAGUACAAGGUUGUAAAGGGGUACCAACUGCUAAGUGCUAAUGUGAGGGAUAACUCCGUAUGUGAAUUCAUAUAUGCAUUGACAGACGUGCAAUUUACAUCCAAAAAGGAUGUGGAGAGUACUUGGGAGGUUAUAAAGCGAUAUUUGUCUUUUGUUUUGAGCUACCCUAGGCAGCCCAUGGUCUUGCUUUGGGUAUUCCACAUCAUCAUUAACUUUGAUAAAACGCACCCUACGACCAAUGCUAAUGCCAUAGAAAAACUGAUGAAGAAGUGCCUGAGUGAGCUGAUGUAUGCCUUGAUUUAUCAGAGUGUUGGAAUGUAUAUGCACAAGGUUUGCCAGUGGCUGGCACCAGGUCUAUAUGAUUUGGAACCGCCAUUGCCACCACAUGUCUACAUCAUCAACAAGUAUUACCACGAUAGAGUCAAUCCUAAGGAUUCUAUACUGAAUUUAAGUGGAUAUACCACUGGGUUGGGAGCUAUAAAACACAAUCCAGAAGCAAACCCAAUUGAUCGUCAAGAAUGUGCCAGCAUAAACACACUGUCUCAAUUGGUUAUAUUCAGUCACGAAACUGUACAACUAAGUAGGAGAACGGCAGUGGCAAACGUUUUCUUCCAUGUGCUCUGUAACAGUUUGGGUUCGUAUAUUUUGCCAACGUUGCAACAAAAGACGGAGCAGCCACUAGAGCAUCGUUACCUUGUUUUGUUGCUGCUGAGGCACCUGCCGUUCAAGCUGUAUGAAGGAUCACUGCACUGUAUAAAGCGUUCAGUCAUUGAUUUCAUCAAUGCCUCGUACUUCUUCAAAAAUGAUCGCAGAGGAUUGAGAUGUACCGCCAAAAUAUUCAGAUUGGUUGCUGAUGAUGACUGUAGAGGUACUGUGGAUAGACUCAACAAAUUGGAUCAGUACACAUGCCCGCCUCAUAGCUCUGUAUUCACUAGCAAGACAAUCGAUAUACAGUCUCGUAUAAAGUACCUCAAGAGGUUGGCAUUCGUUUUAUACGCAUGCCGCAGUGAUACCUUUGCUAUGCACAUCGCAACCAUCAUAGAGCGACUCACGGAAAAUUUCCGAGCUUAUGAUGAUGAUAAUCUAAGGGCAAAAACGUUUUUGGUUAUGCGCGUAUUGCUAAUCAAAAUGUCACAAAAGCAUUUAACCGUUUUAUGGCCCGUACUUUUGUCUGAACUUAUCAAGGUGUUCGAUAGGGAGAAUAGAGCAUUAUCAAACCAUACCUCUAUAAGUAACCUCAAUGCAAUGGUUAGGAACGAUUCGACUAUUAACGUUCAACACACGAGUGAUACCAAGACAUCGGCUAUCCCAAACAGGUAUAUUCUGCUCAGGGAAGCAUUAAAAAUCAUUGACUUCGCCUACGCUCUCCGAUUAAAUGACUUCUUAAUCUAUCAGUGGAUGUUCAUAAACGAUCGGACAGAUGCCGAAUUUUCGGGAAAACAAGAUGAAGGAGAAAAGGAUACCUUCGAGUUUAUGCCAUUCCUCAUGAUAGUGGAACAAAAGUACCCAGACGAAGUUAAACAAUACCUACGUAGUGAUAUGGACAUUAAAAUGAGGAAGUUAAUGGAUGAGAUGAAUGUUCAAGAUACAGCUUUUGGCAACACAAUAGAACUCGAUAAUGCUCUGACCUCAAUUGGUACACUAAUGACAAAGGAUAAUCACGGGUUGAAUAACACAACGAAUACUCAAGAUUCCUCAGACAAAAGGAAGCUAACGCAAGAACUAAUUGACAUAUCGAUCGAAAACGAACUUCUAGAAACAAACAAAGAUGAAACAGACCUGGAAAUGGAACUCAACAUUUAUCAAAUAUGCAAAAUGUACAGGAAGGUCAUAUAAUAACUAAGU